UGCUGGAGAAUUAUGGAAGGAAUUAAAUGAGAGGUUUGGACAGUCCAAUGGACCUUUGAUCUAUCAACUGAAGAAGGAAAUUGAUAGUUUAAAACAGGAGAAUAUGACUAUUGUUACCUAUUAUGGUAAGUUGAAGAAGCUGUGGGAAGAAAUGCAGAGUUUGAGGGAAUUUCCUACUUGUGUUUGUGGUGCUUUGAACAGCUGUAGUUGCCAAAUCUUGAAGAAAAUAGCUGAGUUUGAAGAAGAAGAUAGAAUGAUGAAGUUUUUGUUAGGGUUAAAUGGAGGAUUUGAAGGAACUGUGACAAAUGUGCUAUCCAUGGAUCCUUUACCAAGUAUAAACAGAGUUUUUGCUAUCACUCAACAAAUAGAGAAGCAGAAAGAAGUCAGUGGUGCAGCUGUUGAGGCUAGUGCUAUGAGUAGCAGUGCUAUGGCUGCUCAAUCAUACAAAGGUGAUCAAUCUCAGAGGUUUGCUGGUGUAAAGAAAGACUGGAAAGAAAUAAAGAAAGAAAAAAUGCACAAGAUAUGUUGAUGUUUCAAGCUCAUAGGCUAUCCUGAAUGGUACAACACAAUUAAGGCUUUAAAAGGAUCACAGUAUCAAGCAAAUGGAAGCAGACUUGUUGCUAAUGUAAACUCAGCUGCUGAUGUUGGAGAUAAUCCUCUUGAUGAUCAGUUGAAUGGUUCUGCUGGUUCUGUGAACAAUGAAAUGAUCAAUGCAAUUUGCCAAGAGGUUUUGAAAGCAAUGAAAGGCAAGCAAGUUCAGUAUGGUGAUACUUCUGGAGUUUCUGGUUCUUAUGCAAACUAUGCAGGACCCUUCUAGUUCAGCUAUGCUUGGUGCUGGAAACAAGACUCAAGGUCUUUACUACUUUGCUAAACACACAGAUCUUCAAGAUCUUAAGUGUAGUGGAAACACAGCUGCUACUGUAGUACAGGAUGAUAAUGCUCAUGUAAAUACUGGUGUGUUGCCAAAUAAGACUGCUACUAGUAUGUUUCAGUCCAAAAUGGACAAUAGGAAUAAAUUAGAUCUUUUACAUGCCAGAUUAGGACACCCUUCUCUGUCAAAAAUGAAG
Messenger RNA from Spinacia oleracea (spinach), 1067 nucleotides. RefSeq lists its product as uncharacterized. The transcript is spliced from 2 exons. Lineage: Eukaryota; Viridiplantae; Streptophyta; Magnoliopsida; Caryophyllales; Amaranthaceae. The record is from RefSeq and is a predicted model, not a curated record. Bases 104 to 529 code for a protein of 141 amino acids.